Messenger RNA from Sinocyclocheilus grahami, 1603 nucleotides. RefSeq names its product lysophosphatidic acid receptor 3-like. Gene Ontology annotation, molecular function: lysophosphatidic acid receptor activity. NCBI's taxonomy places the organism in Eukaryota, Metazoa, Chordata, Actinopteri, Cypriniformes, Cyprinidae. The record is from RefSeq and is a predicted model, not a curated record. The transcript is spliced from 3 exons. Gene Ontology annotation, biological process: G protein-coupled receptor signaling pathway. The coding region runs from base 163 to 1236 and encodes 357 amino acids. Gene Ontology annotation, cellular component: membrane.
CACUCUCCUCCCUAAAACUCUCAAGAACAAACUUCUGCAGAAACUUCAUUCAGAGUCGCCUUGCGCUUGUGGAGUCACGCCGGAUCUGCGCGAUACUUCGGACUACUCAUGGAGAGUGACCUGAGAACCUGACGGGUCUGACACUGUGGUUUUUGUCCAAAGAUGGCCAGGUAUAACGUUUGCUACCAUGAUAAGCCCAUGGGCUUUUUCUACAACAACAGCAACAUAACCUCAGAUGAAUGGGACCAAACGCAGCUCAUCCUGGUUCAGGUCGCUGGAUCCAUCUGCUGUUGUUUCAUCCUAGUGGCCAACGCCAUGAUCAUCACGGCGGUGGUGACAAACAAGAGGUUUCACUACCCCUUCUACUAUCUCCUCGCCAACCUCGCCGCCUCAGACUUUCUCGCCGGGAUCGCUUACGUGUAUCUCAUGUUUAAUACAGGGAAAAUAUCUCGCGAUCUCACCGUUCAAGGCUACUUCUUUCGGCAGGGUUUACUGGACACGAGUCUCUCCGCAUCCCUGACCAACCUCCUGGUGAUCGCCCUCGAGCGCUACAUCUCCAUCAUGAACUGGAAGGUUCACAGUAACCUCACCAAACGUCGGGUGACCCUGUUGAUUGCCCUUGUGUGGGGUAUUUCGAUAUUUAUGGGGGCCGUUCCUAGUUUGGGCUGGAACUGUAUCUGCAGUCUGGACCUGUGCUCCAAAUUAGCACCCAUUUUUAGCCAGAGCUACCUGAUCUUCUGGUCUGUGUCCAACCUGGUGCUCUUCCUCAUAAUGGUGGGCAUAUACUUGAGGAUAUACAUCUAUGUUAUGAGAAAGACUGUUGUCCUGAAGGAACACACUUCUGGAUCUAUUAAUCGAAAGAGGACGCCAGUCAAGCUCAUCAAAACUGUGAUGACCGUACUUGGAGCAUUUGUGAUCUGUUGGACCCCUGGACUUGUGGUUCUGCUCCUGGAUGGACUCAAUUGCGAGAAAUGCGACGUACUGAAAUUCAAACGCUGGCUGCUGCUCCUCGCCGUCCUCAACUCCGUCAUGAACCCGAUCAUCUACUCCUACAGAGAUGAGGAAAUGUGGACCACUAUCAAGAACCUAUUGCGCUGCGUUUGCAGCGGGACAAGGCGACAGAGGUCAUCCAAGGCCAACAUUCAGCGCAGCUCCGGUCGGGAGACAAACAGUAGCCUGAAAGAGAACACCGCAGAGGACAGCAAGGUCUCCACACAGGAGAUGCUGAAGUCUUGAAGGUGGGCCGGGCUCGUUUUUGACUCUGUGAAGGCCAUUUUUGAUCAUCCUGACGUGCUAUUCCUCCUGAAUUCUCCUGCAGUCUGCCCUCAGAGAUGAAAAGUUAGAGCAGAACUCAAAGGGAAUUUAAGGACAGUACAAAGCAUUACAUUAUUUCUACCAUUUUCAGUGAUAGUCACCCGCAUAAACGCACGCCUCCAUGCAGCAUGUCUGAGCAUGUGUACGACCCAGCACACCACAUCUCCCACAGCAAUGCACUUGUUAAGUUUGAACUUUACCUCAUUAAUUCAUCUUCUGAUCAUUUUUCAAGAUCCUCAGCAGAUUUCAUUAGUAUACUUGACAUGCCAUAAAAUCUGUGUGAAUCUGG